UUUUCUUCUCUUAAGGCUUGCCAAAAUCUCUUCACACCUCCUAUAUAUAUAUAUAUAUAUAUAGCUGCAAAAACCUCAUAUCUCACUUCAACACAUAUCUCUUCAUCUACGCAACUACAAGCGACUCAUUCUAAACCACCACUUUUGAUUGUUCUACUUCACACUUUCGUGCACACACAAUGGGAUGUUUAGGAAUAAUAUGUUGUGUUCCAAAGUGCAUCUUCAAGAUUAUUUUUGUAUUCUCAUCGCCUUGGGUUUAGCAGUUCUUAAUGUUUGGUUAAUCCUUCGCCCGAUAAAUCACUUGAACUUCAACGUCACAGAUGCUUCACUUACUCAGUUCAAUCUCACAGAUACGGACGUACUUCAUUACAAUCUUGCAGUGGACUUAACUUUAAGAAACCCCAACAACAACAUUGGUGCUCACUAUUAUCAGAUUGAGGCUAGAGCGUUUUACGACGGUCGGAGAUUUGCUUCUGUUACGUUGACACCGUUCUAUCAAGGCCAUAAGAAUACGACUAUUCUUCGUCCAGUUUUCAAAGGGCAAAAGCUUUUGCCCUCUAUGGGGAGACAAUUUUCUGUGCAAGGUGAAUAUAAUGAAGAUAAGGCAGAUGGGAAGAUCAAUAUUGAAGUUAAAAUCUACCUUACGAUGAGGUUCAAAGCUGGUGCUGUUACAACUUUUAAGGUCAAGCCUAGAGUUAAGUGCGAGUUUGAAGUUCCUCUGGCGGGUUCUAGUCCUGCAAAUGGCUUUACUCCUGAGAAGUGCAAAUUUGGUUAUUGAUUAUGUACCGUGGACGAUAUACUCUCCAUUCUUUUCAUUCUUUUUGUAUCACUGGUUGAUGAUUUGGUUCUGUAUAUUUCAAUUAUUUUUUUAACA
Messenger RNA from Papaver somniferum (opium poppy), 874 nucleotides. RefSeq names its product NDR1/HIN1-like protein 10. Gene Ontology annotation, biological process: defense response to other organism. NCBI's taxonomy places the organism in Eukaryota, Viridiplantae, Streptophyta, Magnoliopsida, Ranunculales, Papaveraceae. The transcript has a single exon. Bases 185 to 778 code for a protein of 197 amino acids. The record is from RefSeq and is a predicted model, not a curated record.